Messenger RNA from Exophiala aquamarina CBS 119918, 468 nucleotides. RefSeq lists its product as uncharacterized. Lineage: Eukaryota; Fungi; Ascomycota; Eurotiomycetes; Chaetothyriales; Herpotrichiellaceae. Gene Ontology annotation, cellular component: ribonuclease H2 complex. Bases 1 to 468 code for a protein of 155 amino acids. The record is from RefSeq and is a predicted model, not a curated record. Gene Ontology annotation, biological process: RNA catabolic process. The transcript is spliced from 2 exons.
AUGUUAGCACUACGCCGCCCUCAGACCCAGCUGGAUAAGUGCAGCGUGAAUAUCCUCCCUUGCCGCAUUCACCACGACGGCCCCACGAAGAUUACGAAGAGAUAUUGGGCUCCUGCGGCUGAGAAAGGCGUGAUCAUCCAUUCCACAGAAGAACAUCUCACACCACAACAACCGAAGACGCACUCCAGCCCGACGUACACGGCGAUCGACGAUGACAUUGAGAUCGAAGAUGGAGAGGAUGACGACGAACCGCUCGAGCCAGUCCGCAUCCUCGAUGAGUUGUCCUCGUUCGAUGAGGUCGUCGUCUGGGGUCAUGAUCAGAUUCCCGCUAGUGAUGACCCGUUUGUCAGGGGCGUUGAGGAGUGGAUUGCUUUUGCAGAGGCCCUGCAUGGAGGAGGAGUUGGUGGAAGUAGAGGGCAAGCCACCCUCGAGGCAAAGGGGGAGAAAGGAGACGCCUUAAACUCUUGA